CCUGUCGUCUUGCAUUUUAUUAUUUUGUACAAAGCAUACAAAACAAGACAACUCUCGAUUCAGUAAAAGGAGUGGAUGAAAAAUAACGAAUUUUUCAUGAACAGCACAUCACUAGCGUACAUGUAUUUUUGCAACGCUCCCGCACACAACCGGGGCGGUUUGGGCAGCAGGUGUAGAGCGUUCGAACUGCCUGCUGGGGUCAACGGGACUCCCUGCUCCACUAAAACCAAUGACAACUGGGUGCCGUUUUCAAGGGAUUGUUAAAUAAAUGUUAACUAUUUGUUUGUAAUAAUAUCACCUCUUUAAGAGCGUAGUCAGAACUACAAAUGUCCGAGUAUUCCAUGCAAAACAAAUAAUACAUUUAGCUUUAUCAGUUACAUUAUCAGCAUUUGCCGAUGUACUGUUAGCUGAUAAUGUUUACUUUGCAAGCUACCGAUUGAAACUUUGUACAGUUGCCUAAACAGUGGUAAGUAGACCUAAUGUACUUUUUCUACAAUCAAAGUAGGCCUACCUAGCGAAGUUAUCUAACAUUUUCCUCUUUUCAACUUUGUUUUUAAGAGCGUUUAAUAAUGCUGCUGACAGACAUGAUAGGCUACAUUGACUGAUGGACUAUGUCAAAUUGGCUAGCUAAUAACAGAUCACGUCAAUAUGGCUAGUUAACAAGUUAACAUUCAGGGGAUAAACUAGAUGGCUAUAUUGUUUGAUUUGCUUGCCAUAUACUGUAGUGGUGAUGACAGUAGUCCGACUGACAACUUUACCAGGAGGAGGAUUUGCGGAUGUCAAGCCCUUUCCGAAAGCCUUAUCUCCGAUGAAGCAAGCUAAAUGACACAUAUUGUUUAUUUAGCUAGCUAACGUUACAUGCCAAAUGGAAAAAAUGUUCAGUCGAAGUUUACGGAUCAUGAAAAGCAUGCAGUUACUUGCUUUAUAACUCCGAUGAUAGAGCUAAAUGUGGAGUAAUCGGAAAUAUGUAGUUCUGACUAUGCUCUUCAAGGUGAUGAUACUAAAACCAAAUAGUUAUAACAUUUAUUUAACAAAGUUGUCAAUGGUUUUAGCGGACCUGGGGAUUUUCUUGACCCCAACAGCCAAAUCGAAUGCUCGGCACGGGUAUUGUGACGUUAUAGUGAUUAUGACCUAGCUAUAUAUACUCUGACGUCGUCGGCGGAGUUCGCUGCCUGUGCUCUCAUCGCAAGUUCCAAACGUGAAAACGAGAUUGCAGCCUAGCUACCUGUAGUCGGUUGACCAAAGCUGACUUUCAGACUGCGGAUAAGUAGUGGAGAAAGUAACGGAAAUAACUAAAAGGUUAUCCGAAGGCAGUUAUUCUCCUUAUCUGCUUAUAUUGUUGUAAAGUUAUUGUAACCAUGCACUGUUUGAAAAUAUUACGGGUGACCAACGCAGCAGCUGUUGAAACCUUAAAAGACACGACUAAAAUAGUUUUCAAAAAGGUUUGUUAUAAGGGUUUAUUACCGGGUUGUCGUCCUAAUGUGAAAGUUCAACCGGCACAAUGUUUCAACUCAAGCUCAACAGAUCUUCACCGCAUCGGAACAACCUUAGACAUGGACCAAGUGUUUUCCAAACUGAGCAAUGGGAAGGGUCUCUUCUCAGAGGUAGAAGAUAUGCUCUUCUACACCAUCACGGAGGGUCAGGAACAAGUCCCCGUCUCACACUUUAUCUCUGUGAGCCCUCAAGAGGACUGGUCUUAAUACAUCCGACCCACGACUGAAGGACUGUAUGGACAAGCUGCAACGCUCCGUAUCGGAAUCCUUUCAUGACGUCAUGUUGGACCGGGAACUCUUCCACAAGUGCGUAGGUGGGAACAUAGUGCUUCUGAUCCAGGCCUUCAGAAAGAAGUUCAUCAUCCCUGAGUUUGAUUCCUUCGGUACAAAAAUAGAUCAAAUCUACAACACCGUUCACAAAAACCACAACGGACAUGUAGCCGUCUACAUUCCUCACCUGGCCAAGUUCAGUCCUGAUCUCUGGGGUGUGUCCCUGUGUACAGUGGACGGACAGAGACACUCAGUAGGGGACACUAAGCAGCCCUUCUGUCUCCAGUCAUGUGUGAAGCCUCUGGAGUAUGCUGUGGCCAUUCACGAGGCUGGGACAGAGAAGGUACACCGCUACGUAGGGAUGGAGCCCAGCGGACUCAAGUUCAACAAGCUCUACCUGGAUGAGGAUGACAAACCCCACAACCCCAUGGUGAACGCUGGAGCCAUUGUGAUUAGCUCUCUUAUCAAGCCUGGUUCGAAUAAGGCAGAGAAGUUUGACUAUAUGAUGGAUUUUAUCAAGAAGAUGGCUGGUCGAGAGUACGUGGGGUUCAGCAAUGCCACGUUCCAGUCUGAAAAAGAAACAGGCGACAGAAAUUUUGCAAUUGGAUACUACCUCAAAGAGAAGAAGUGUUUUCCUACUGGGGCAGAAAUGAUUGAUGCGCUGGACUUCUAUUUCCAGCUGUGUUCCAUAGAGGUCACCUGCGAGUCUGGAAGCGUCAUGGCGGCCACGCUGGCCCACGGGGGAAUCUGCCCAAUCACCGGCGAGCGCGUCCUGAGUGCCGAGGCUGUAAGGAACACCCUGAGUCUCAUGCACUCCUGCGGCAUGUACGACUUCUCUGGACAGAUGGCCUUCCAU
Molecule: messenger RNA, 2619 nt
Organism: Coregonus clupeaformis (lake whitefish)
Lineage: Eukaryota; Metazoa; Chordata; Actinopteri; Salmoniformes; Salmonidae
Product: glutaminase kidney isoform, mitochondrial
Biological process (GO): L-glutamine catabolic process
Molecular function (GO): protein binding; glutaminase activity
Source: RefSeq, a predicted model, not a curated record